GAUUUCCGUACAAUUGUGGUUGUGUUCCAAUAUUCACAUAGCCUGUAUAGCUUAUAACCUUAAAAUUGUCGUUAUUGUGCGUUAUUUUGAGAAAUUUCUCGUAACAAGGAUAAUUCUUUGAGGAAAAUCGGCAUUUUCGACAAAAUGUCGGCGAAGAGGAAAAGUGAUACCCAAGUGCCGGCCGAGGAAAGCGAUUUGUUGUCGAUCCGUCCCCUCGGCGCGGGCCAAGAAGUCGGCAGGUCGUGCAUUAUGUUAGAAUUUAAGGGAAAGAAGAUCAUGUUGGAUUGUGGCAUACAUCCCGGUCUAUCGGGUAUGGAUGCUCUUCCGUUUGUCGAUCUGGUUGAGGCUGACGAGAUCGACUUACUGUUAAUUUCUCAUUUUCACCUGGACCACUGUGGAGCGUUGCCCUGGUUUCUGCAAAAGACAAGCUUCAAGGGUCGUUGUUUUAUGACGCACGCCACCAAGGCUAUUUAUCGCUGGUUAUUAUCGGAUUACAUUAAGGUGAGCAACAUAGCCACCGAGCAGAUGCUGUACACAGAAUCUGAUCUGGAGACUAGUAUGGACAAGAUAGAAACGAUCAACUUCCACGAAGAGAAGGAUGUAUUUGGAAUCAAGUUUUGGGCAUACAAUGCUGGUCACGUAUUAGGCGCAGCUAUGUUUAUGAUCGAGAUUGCUGGCGUCAAGAUUCUGUACACCGGUGAUUUCAGCCGGCAGGAAGACAGGCACUUGAUGGCUGCCGAAAUCCCAAACAUUCAUCCUGACGUUCUGAUUACAGAGUCCACCUAUGGCACUCACAUCCACGAGAAGAGGGAGGAUCGGGAAGGCAGAUUCACAAAUCUCGUGCAUGAGAUUGUCAAUCGAGGCGGUAGAUGUUUGAUACCUGUGUUUGCGUUAGGAAGGGCACAGGAACUCCUUCUCAUCUUGGACGAGUAUUGGAGUCAGCAUUCGGAACUGCAUGAAAUACCAAUCUACUAUGCCUCUUCGUUAGCAAAAAAAUGUAUGGCUGUUUACCAGACAUAUGUCAAUGCUAUGAACGACAAAAUCAGACGACAAAUAGCCAUCAACAAUCCUUUCGUAUUCAAGCAUAUAUCAAAUUUGAAAGGGAUAGAUCAUUUCGAGGACAUCGGGCCGUGCGUGGUGAUGGCUUCGCCCGGCAUGAUGCAGAGUGGUCUGUCAAGAGAGUUAUUCGAAUCUUGGUGUACAGACGCGAAAAAUGGUGUCAUAAUAGCAGGCUAUUGUGUGGAGGGUACCCUAGCUAAGACUAUUUUAUCGGAGCCGGAAGAGAUCACGACUAUGUCCGGGCAAAAGCUGCCACUAAAAAUGUCCGUCGAUUAUAUAUCGUUUUCUGCUCACACCGAUUAUCAACAAACGUCCGAGUUCAUACGCACUUUAAAGCCGCCGCACGUAGUACUAGUGCACGGUGAACAAAACGAGAUGGGCCGAUUGAAAGCUGCGUUACAACGGGAGUACGAGGAUGAUCCGAGCACUAGUAUGGAAAUACACAAUCCACGAAAUACGGUAGCGGUGGAACUCUAUUUUAGAGGUGAGAAGACAGCCAAGGUAAUGGGCACGCUGGCAAUGGAAACUCCUAAACCAGGACAAAAGUUGUCGGGCGUGCUGGUUAAAAGGAACUUCAAUUAUCAUAUGCUGGCUCCGUGCGACCUGUCCAAAUAUACCGAUAUGAGUAUGAGUCAAGUUAUACAGCGACAGAGCGUGUACUUCUCCGCAUCAUUGCCUGUGCUAAAGCAUCUGCUGACGCAGAUAGCCGGUAACCUGGAGGUUGUAGACGACAAGAAGCUGAGAGUGUUCAAGAACGUUGAUGUGACGAUCGACGGCAAAAUCGUCACGAUGGAAUGGGUAGCGACGCCAGUCAACGAUAUGUAUGCGGAUUCCGUUUUAACGGCGAUACUGCAGGCCGAGAUAAUGGAUCAGUCACCGAAGAUACUACCCGCACCCACCAAAAUGGACCGGAUGCACUUCAAGGAAUGUCUCAUAGAGAUGCUGCAGGAGAUGUUCGGCGAGGAUUCCGUGCCCAAAAUAUUUAAGGGCGAGAAACUUUAUGUCACGGUGGAUGGUAAGAAGGCGCAUAUAGACUUGUUGAACUUGGAAGUGACUUGCAAGGAGGACGAAGUUUUCCAGCAAGUUGUGCAAACGGCAGUAAUGAAACUGCAUCAGUCGCUAGCGCCUCCUUGCGAUGUAAUUUAAUGUAUAAAUAGAUAUAUAUAACAUCGUUUUGAUAAAAACUAUUUUGUACCAUUAAAAAUAUAUUUAUUGUUUAUAAAUAAUAUCGAUAUUCAUUUCAUACACACAUAUAAUUUUAACUCAUAUUUCGCACAUCCCAUAUAAAUCAUGCAACUAUCAUAUCAUGUGUUAAUGAUAAUCAUCAUAUUAUUCUAAAGCAAUGUGAAAAUUAAUAUUUCACACUA
This is a messenger RNA of Camponotus floridanus (Florida carpenter ant), 2426 nucleotides long. RefSeq names its product cleavage and polyadenylation specificity factor 73 (gene Cpsf73). The coding region runs from base 145 to 2205 and encodes 686 amino acids. The record is from RefSeq and is a predicted model, not a curated record. Gene Ontology annotation, molecular function: 5'-3' exonuclease activity; RNA endonuclease activity; RNA binding. The transcript has a single exon. Gene Ontology annotation, cellular component: mRNA cleavage and polyadenylation specificity factor complex. Gene Ontology annotation, biological process: mRNA 3'-end processing by stem-loop binding and cleavage. Lineage: Eukaryota; Metazoa; Arthropoda; Insecta; Hymenoptera; Formicidae.